UGAACAUCAGACGUUUUUAGUACUGUCGUGUAUUGUAUCUGGCAUAUUAGAAAGGACUGUUUUCUUCUUUUGGCGAUAAAAAACGGGUUUGAUUUUGUGACUGAAGAACAAUGAUGACAUACACAAUAACAAUUUUGCUAUUGGCAUUUCUUUUGGUGUUUGUGAAAACAUCCGAAUCAAAGUCGCUUUCAAUUAACCAGAGGGUUAAAUAUAACUAUAAGAACAGUAAGGAUAACAACUUUAUUAAACGUUCAAAAAAUAGCAAUGGGGAAGGAAAUGGAGUAGUAAAAUGUAAUGAUCACAACGAGUGUCCAGACGGGUUUGCCUGCCUAUUGCCUGGCUUUGAACAGGCAAAUUCAAAAGCAAACAAGAGGUGCUACCAAUGCAACUGUACAGACCCGAGUCAGUGUUUCUUUCAAGAUAAACAAAUGAAGUGUGAUUGCUGCGGCUCUGGAUUCACAGGACAAUUUUGUCAAAUCAAUAUAGACGAUUGCAUAAAUGCGGUUUGUUUAAACGGUGCUACCUGUGAGGAUUCAGUGAAUGACUACACCUGCCAUUGUACGCCAGGUUUCACAGGAACACAUUGUGAAAUAGAUAUAGACGAUUGCAUAAAUGCGGAUUGUUUAAACAAUGGCACCUGUGUGGAUUUAGUGAAUGACUACACCUGCCAAUGUACGCCAGGUUUCACAGGAACAAACUGCGGAAUAGUAAAUCCUUUAAGAAACUGCAGAAAAUGA
Molecule: messenger RNA, 737 nt
Organism: Ruditapes philippinarum (Manila clam)
Lineage: Eukaryota; Metazoa; Mollusca; Bivalvia; Venerida; Veneridae
Product: fibropellin-3-like
Exons: 8
Coding region: 111-737 (208 amino acids)
Biological process (GO): establishment or maintenance of epithelial cell apical/basal polarity; heterophilic cell-cell adhesion
Cellular component (GO): plasma membrane; protein-containing complex
Molecular function (GO): calcium ion binding
Source: RefSeq, a predicted model, not a curated record